AUGUCCAGUACAGACCCUAAUGACCCGUGCAAUAACUACACUUCUUUGGAUCAACCCUGGAGAGCCAACAAUGAGACUGGGUUGUGGAUUUGUGACCAAGACUUCAACUGGCACGGCUGGUACCGUCUGUUCUAUCAUGGGAUGAACAUCCGUAUGCCAGAGAGCUGUGUUGCUGCAGGCAUAUGUGGUGGUUUUUACACUAUAUGGCUCAAUGGUCCUCAUCCUCAGAUACAGGACGGAGUGGUCACACGCCAGGUCUGUGCAAGUACUGGGUAUGACUGCUGCAUCUUCCAUCCCAAACCCAUUCGAGUGAAGGCUUGCCCAGGUAGCUACUAUGUCUAUGAGCUUCUCAGUCCACCCACUGUUGAUUCAGUGGACGGCAGCAUGGUGUACUGUACAGAUGUUAGCACUAUAAGUCCCACCGCUGCCCCCACAACCAAUGCCACUGCUCAAAGAUCCAACAACACCAUGGCAAAAACCCCAACUAACUACAGCUAUGAUCCCUGCAACAACUACACUGUUCUUGAUGAUAUCUGGAGAAACACAACCAGCCUUUACACAAUUCACAACGGUGGUCAUGAUGACAGCCUUGUUGAAUGGAAUGGGUGGUAUCGGCUUUAUCUUCAUGGACUCAGUGCUCAGAUACCUGAGUGGAGGGUGACUGGCAUGCAGUGUGGUGGUUACACACCACUCUGGCUCAGUGGGUCUCAUCCACAACCAGAGGACGGAAUUGUCACCCGAGAAGUCAAUGGAGCCUAUUAUUACAUUAGCAUCACAUAUAUUUAUGCCAAAUCUAACCCCAUCCAAGUGAAAGCCUGUCCAGGAAAUUACUAUGUCUACAAACUGGUCAAGCCCCCUGUAUCACUCCCAAUGCCUUCAUACUGUGCAGUGGCUUUCGUCAAACCAAGUUAUGACCCAUGCAACAACUACAAAGAACUGGACGAGCCGUGGAGAGCUACAAACAACACAGAACCAUCCUGGAUUUGUCAGACCACCAUAGAUUGGAAUGGCUGGUAUCGGCUUUUUUACCGAGGCAAAUCUGUCCGGAUGCCAGAUUCAUGUGUGAAUGAGAACAGAUGUGGCAGCUCCUACUCUCUCUGGCUCAGUGAUACUCACCCACGACUGGAAGAUGGAGUGGUGGUCCGACAGGUCUGUGGGAGAUCGUCCGACGACUGCUGUUAUCUCAGAUCCUACCCCAUUCAAGUGAAAGCUUGUCCAGGGAAUUUUUACGUAUAUGAGCUUGUAAAACCGCUCAUCUGUUAUGCAUUUUACUGUACAGAUGUUGAUAGCAUUGCUACCACUCCAGAAACCCCAACAACAACAGUGUUUAAAGUGUCCACGACUGUGUCCACCACUACAACGACUGCGAGGGUGGACCCCUGUGCGGAGCUGAACUGCACUGCAGAUGAGUGGUGUGGGGACAGAGACGGAGUCUAUGGCUGUUUGUGUGAUGAGAAUCUUCAACGACAAGAGUCUUAUGACUCUACUGAAACUUGUCAAAGCAGCUCUGGCACCAUGUCUCUGUCCCGCUGUCAGCUCUUUGAAGCUGGUUUCCCUGCACACGUCCUGCACCUGAGUGACCCCAGCUGCAGAGGAUCUCUCCAAAACGGCAGACUGGUGUUCAACUUUGAUAAUGAUGACCACAUCUGUGGCACAAAUCUCACGGCCAACGGUACCCACUUCAUCUACGAGAACUCUAUCCAGGGGGUAGCUGACUCAGCAGGAGGCGCCAUCAACAGAAAGAAACGUCUGGAUCUGCGUUUCUCCUGCAUUUAUGAGCUCAGCCAGACACUCACCAUGGACACAGAAUUCAACGCUCUGCAGAGCAUAGUGCACAAGACCUUUCCAGACGGUCAGGGGAUGUACCAAGUCAGGAUGAUUCCUUAUCAGGAUGCUGCCUUCUCCCACCCCUACAAUGGUAUUGUGGACAUAGUGGUGGACCAGCGGAUCUAUGUGGAAGUGAUUGUUAAGGGAGUUGACAGCCGUCAGAUUGCUACAGUGAUAGAUUCAUGUUGGGCCACUCCUGUGAAUGACCAGAACUAUGCUGUCCAGUGGAAUCUCAUCAAUAAUAAGUGUCCUAAUUCAGGUGACCACACGGUGGACAUGCUGCAGAAUGGUGUCUCCACAAUUGGCCGUUUCUCCUUUAAGAUGUUUGCCUUUAACGACAACUACUCCAAAGUUUUCCUUCACUGCUCCAUCCACCUUUGCCUUCUGCAGAGCAGCAAUUGUGCAGUGAACUGUUCCACUGGACACCAGCACAGAGCUGGCCGGGCUGUGGACAUCCAUGAUAGAGCCUCUAUCUCUGUUGGGCCUUUUAUCUGGACUGCUAGAAGCACAGAUGACUGAAGGCGUCAGGACCUUGUGCUGUAUGUGGAUCUCCUUACUAUGCAAAUUCUCCUUUAAAGACAAUCUGAAGACAAUCAUUAUGAGUUCAG
Molecule: messenger RNA, 2435 nt
Organism: Colossoma macropomum (tambaqui)
Lineage: Eukaryota; Metazoa; Chordata; Actinopteri; Characiformes; Serrasalmidae
Product: pancreatic secretory granule membrane major glycoprotein GP2-like
Exons: 12
Coding region: 1-2346 (781 amino acids)
Source: RefSeq, a predicted model, not a curated record